Messenger RNA from Rotaria socialis, 3891 nucleotides. Lineage: Eukaryota; Metazoa; Rotifera; Eurotatoria; Philodinida; Philodinidae. The record is from the annotation of a GenBank genome assembly.
AUGGAAGACGAUAAUCUCAUUUUUCUGCUUAAUACGAACAAAUCCGAAGCCACCACACCUAACCAACAAAGACGUGAACCAUUAGUUGAAAUAACUGAUAAUGAUGAUCAUGAUUCAAUAGUAGCAAUGACGUGUUUGAAUGAUCGUAUUGAAGCACUUCCACCUAGCAAUGGUAAACGUCAUUUCGAUGAUAUUAAAUUAGUUCGACCCUCGUCUGCUACAAGUCAAGGUCCACGAUCGAAAAAACAAGAAAAAGUUAUCCACUAUGCACCACAUUUAACAUCAGGUGGAAAUCGUAAUUCAAACGAUAAUUUAAUUCAAUCAUCUAUCGACGUCACUCUAUCAUCAAAUUCAUCACCUGCAGAACGACGGCAACGACCACCACCGACUGAAGAUGAACUUGGCAUUAUAACAAUUGUUGGCGUUGAAGAUAAUGGACAACGAGAAAAUGAAAAUGCAAUAGAUAGAAAUUUUCAUGAUCAAUUAUCAACACCAAUAGCUUUACCAAAACCAUCGAUUUCAUCACAAGUUCAUUCAACACCUGAUGUUCAAAUAACACGUUUUGAUAAAGAUCCAAUAACGUCAAAAGCUGCAUUUGCACGUUCACAAUUAGCUAAACGACUUUCAGUUAAUCAAGGACAACAACGUUCUGUACCCAUACAAUCACUUUCAAAUACAACAAAUAAUGAUCUAACAACAACUAGUGAACAAACAGCUACAUCUCUUGCUGCAACUGUUGCUGCAUCAGUAGCUGUUUCUGUUGCUCAACCAUUUUUGAAAUUACAAAAUGACUUUGAACAACGAAUGAAUACUGUUCUUAAUCAAAUUCAGCAACAGAGAUCACAUACGAAUGGUAGCGGUGUUGUUGUACCUGUUACACAUGUGCAACCAGCCAAUGAUUCUGUUGAUACACGAAUAAAGCAAAUGGAAAAAGUACAAGAACAACAAGAACAAGCACUUAAACAACUUGCUGAUCUUGUACAAACAAGCAAAGGCAAGUCUAAAUCGCCUAUUCGGGAACAUAAAAUACCGACGUUCGAAUCAAAUUCUACACCAUCACCAAAACAAAACCGUCAUUUUCUUGAUACACUUGUUGGUACCUCUUCUCCACCAGUUCGUCUUAUGAAAUCUCCCAAGAAACAUCAUGCACACAAAAAGCCUACAACAUCACCAUCGGCAUCAUCAAAUAAACGCCCCAGCCGUGUGACUAGUACUGAUACUCGUACAGUUAAAAUUCGAUCACCAGUUAAAUUCAAAGAGCAGCCACCCAAUAGUCAUUUCAAUAUCGAACAAUCAUCUCCAUUUGCUUGUUCAGUAUGUGAUCGAUCACGUUCACGUUCUCGGUCUCAGUCUCGUUCACCAACAAAAGGUCUUUCACCUGAUUCAUCAUAUCCUCGACCAUUCGUUCCUGUUCCACGACCACCAUCAAUUAUGUCAGAUGGCUUUAUUCCAUCUUCGACUUCGGCAACUACUGGCAAUGCUUUAAAAGAAACCUAUCCACCGUUUGAUAAAUAUUUAAAUAAUUCUAUUCCUCCAUCACCACUUCAACCUAAACCAGUUCUACCGAUCAAUGAAAAUAUGGAUCUUCAUGAACGUGUUAAACAAAUAGAUGAAGCAAAAAAUUUAUUAGAUGAGAAUUAUUUAACAUUGCAUCGACGUCAAAAUGAGAUUACUCUUUUAAAACCAAUAACAGACGAAUCAUUACGUGUUCAACGUCUUGUUGAACAAUGUGUGAAACAAGUUACACGGCAAGUGCGCGAAGAGGUUAAACUUAAACUUGAACAAGACGAAAUAGAAAAUGAUGAAAAUAAAACAGUAGCAACAGCAACGUCGGCAAGUAAAAAGAAACGACCAUCGUCUAAAACGCAUUUAGCUUUCGAUCGACAUUCAACAACACGAGCAGGAAAACCAACAAGCCCCACUAGAGAAACAUCAACAUCAUCAAAACCUUAUAGUGAUGUAUUUAUGGAAGCAGUCUAUGGACGUUCAUUAUAUGACAAAAUUAAAAAAGAAGGUAAACAACCUUAUUUUAAAUUAAAACAACAAGCUAUUCAACGAGCUAAACAAGCAAAACAAAUCGAGCAGAUACCAGUGAAAGAUACUGGACUGAAACCUUCACCAUGUGUAACUGUUCCUCCACGUCGCAUUAUAGAACAACCACCUCCAGUAGUUAUACAACCAUCUUUUCCAUCACCAAGACCACCACAACCUGCUCCUGUCUACGAACCAGAAUAUUAUAAACCUCCAGAUGGUGUUAUUCUUCUUGGUCCACCACAAAUUCGUGAUACACGUACUUUUCAACCAAAUUAUGUACCUUGUGCACCUAAACUAACACCACAUAUUCUACCUAGUGUUGAUGUUGAUCCAUCGCCGAAAAAAGUUCGUUUUGGUAACAAAAAUGAAUCGAUUCGAGUCGAUUUAGAUGAUAAUGAAGAAAAAGAAGAAGAAGAUGAUGACGAUGGAAGAGGUAUCGAAAUACCUGGUUAUCACGGAAAACGAGAUGAUCAUCAACCAACAUAUGAUGGCCCAAGAUUUCCGCCUACCAUUCCUCAUGAUGAAGGUUAUCGCAAUCGACAAUACGAUACAUUACAAUCAGGUGCUGUUGAUUGGCUAGAACAGGAGCUCAUUGCUCGUUUUAUGAGUCAACUACAAAAUCAACAAACAACUGUACCUAUGCCACAACAUCGCGAUGUUAUUAGUGCACGCUCAUCAACGAGUACAAGUAGUGAUGAUCGAAGUAUUCAUGAUCGUUUACUUGAUUUACUUGGACAAGAUGGUUUUCAAUUAUUUAUUGAUAUGGGUCAACCUAUUGAUCAAGAUUUAAUACAAGCAUUAACACGUGAAGUACUCGAAGAACGUAUUGCACAAAUGGUUGGUUAUCGAUCGCCAAGAGAAAGUAUUCAUGUAUUACCACCACCUGCUCCACCACCACGUACAACAACACCAACAACAUCAACAACAACAGUUUUAGUUGAUCACAAUCAUCAUUGGCCACAAGAAAAUGGUGUAGCAACACCACAACCAACUCCACCACAAUCACCAGCCCCACAUAAACAUCAACCACGUCAAGAAAUUUCAUCUGAAAGUGAACCUACAACGCCACGUUCUAUUACACCAGUAGAAGAUCUUAUUCGUCCUCUACCUACUACAUUUCAUCAUAGCAUUGGUACACCUGAUGCAAGUGAAAGUCCGUCACCACCUUCGACGCCACGCAUACCACAACCACCCGUUAUAAUACAACCACCAGCAGCUAUUGAAAAACGUGAUGCGAGUACUAUGGCUUCGAUUGAGUUACCUACUCUACCACCACCUGUUAUUGUUCAACCACCACGACCACCAUCUCCACCACGUCCUCCGAAACCCAGAACCCCUUCACCUGUUUCAUCAACAUCUUCGUCAUCAUCAUCGUCAACGACAAGUUCUACUAAUACUUCAACAUUUUCUGUUCCGUACUCAAAUACUGAUAGUCCAUUCAGUGAUCAUAUGUGGUUUGAUGAUCGUAGUGAAGGUCAAAUCGAUUUACUCGAACACGAUCGACCACAAACAGAACUAAUUUUAAAACAAGCUCAACGGCUAAUAGGUCAACGACGACAGUAUUCAUCAGUAACACCAGCUGGUAUGAGUUUUGUUUCACCUCCAUUUUCACCAGCUGGUGGCACUCAUACAUUAUCAAUUGGUGAAGUUCCUCCUCAAUAUCCCACAGGAUCUUCAUUUCCACCUCAAGAGAAUGGACAUACAACUCCCUCUGGAUCAGAUGAAAGCAAUAAUUCGGGCAAAAGCGAAGGUGAAGCAGGUACAGGUACGAUGAAUGGCCAGCAACGAUCAUCUGUACCUAUUAAAUACCGGAAACCAACUCAGGGAUUUUUAGGAAAAAAGAAUAAUCGAAAAUAA